GCCCUCCUGGGGUCCCGGGUGCCGCGGUCCGCUUUACUCAGGCACCACCGCCGCAGCGUCCGCGGUGGGCGCGCGCGGUCACCCAAGGCGGCCAAAGGCAGCGCUAGCCGCCAGCCGCAGCACCGUCGCCUCCUCCGCGCCAGCGAGCUGCGGGCACUUGAGGGCGGGCUGGGGGGCGCCGGCCGCGGCAGGAGGCGCUGUAGCCUGGGCUACCGCGCGGGUCUAGCGGCGGCUGCCGAAGGGAGCGGGGCAGGCGCCGUGGGCCCUGCCCCUCCCCCGGCUCCUGCGCGGUCGCCUCCCGCCGGGAUCGGCCGGCUCCCGCGGUCCACACAGCGUCUCUCCGCGCCCGCUACCCCGAGCGCCCGCGCGCGUGUCUGGCGGGGGCCUCGGCGGGCGAGCGGGCGCGCGGGGCCAUGGUUGUGGCCCCCUGACGGGCCGCGGUCGCCUCCAUGAAGCGGAAGAGCGAGUGGCGGGCGAGCUGGGCCGCCGCGCCCCCCUGCUCGCGGCGCGGCUCUUCCUCCUCGCUGGGAGCGAAGAAGAGCCGUAGCUCCACGUCGGAGGAACUGCAUCGCCUGGACCAGCAGGACGACCUGUACCUGGACAUCACCGAUCGCCUUUGUUUUGCCAUUCUCUACAGCAGACCAAAGAGUUCAUCAAGUGUACAUUAUUUCAGCAUAGAUAAUGAACUUGAAUAUGAAAACUUCUACGCAGAUUUUGGACCACUCAAUCUGGCAAUGGUUUACAGAUAUUGUUGCAAGAUAAAUAAGAAAUUAAAGUCCCUUACAAUGAUAAGGAAGAAAAUUGUUCAUUUCACUGGCUCUGAUCAGAGAAAACAAGCAAACGCAGCUUUCCUUGUUGGAUGCUACAUGGUUAUAUAUCUGGGGAGAACUCCAGAAGAAGCAUAUAGAAUAUUAAUGUUUGGAGAUACAUCCUAUAUUCCUUUCAGAGAUGCUGCCUAUGGGAGCUGCAAUUUCUUCAUUACACUUCUCGACUGUUUCCAUGCCGUGAAGAAGGCAAUGCAGUAUGGCUUCUUUAACUUCAACUCUUUCAACCUUGAUGAAUAUGAAUACUAUGAAAAAGCAGAAAAUGGAGAUUUAAAUUGGAUAAUACCAGGCCGAUUUAUUGCCUUCUGUGGACCUCAUUCAAGAACCAGACUUGAAAGUGGUUAUCACCAACAUUCUCCAGAGUCUUACAUUCCCUAUUUCAAGAAUCACAGCGUUACUACCAUUAUUCGUCUGAAUAAAAGGAUGUAUAAUGCCAAACACUUUACAAAUGCUGGUUUCGAUCACUAUGAUCUAUUCUUUGCGGAUGGCAGCACCCCUACUGAUGCGAUUGUCAAAGAAUUUCUGGAUAUUUGUGAAAGUGCCGAGGGUGCCAUUGCAGUACAUUGUAAAGCUGGCCUUGGGCGAACGGGUACUCUGAUAGCCUGCUAUAUCAUGAAGCAUUACAGGAUGACUGCGGCCGAGACCAUCGCUUGGAUCAGGAUCUGUAGGCCUGGCUCAGUGAUCGGGCCUCAGCAACAAUUUUUGGUGAUGAAACAGCCAAGCCUCUGGUUGGAAGGUGACUAUUUUCGUCAAAAGUUAAGGGGUCAGGAGAAUGGAAAACAUAAAGCAGCUGUCUCAAAACUCCUCUUGGCUGUUGAUGAUAUUUCAAUCAAUGGUGUCGAGAAUCAAGACAAGCAAGAGCCUGAACUGUACAGUGAUGACGAUGAAGUGAAUGGAGUGACACAAGGUGAUAGACUUCGGGCCCUGAAAAGCAGAAGACAAUCAAAAGCAAACGCUGUUCCCCUCACAGUAAUUCUUCAGUCCAGUGUUCAGAGCUGUAAAACGUCUGAACCUGACAUUUCUGGCAGUGCAGGCAUUACUAAAAGAACCACCAGAUCUGCUUCAAGAAAAAGCAGUUUUAAAAGCCUGGUUCCUCAGAGGGAAAGAAGGAAAAGGAGUGCUUUGCAGCAAAUGCCCUUAAUGGCAUUAUGUCCCUCCAUUUCAAGGACUAAAACAGUCUUGCGUUAAGUAAAAACCUGUGACCAGAACUGAAGGAAGACUCUAGGAACAGAAAACUACAACAGGACUUAGCACAAUUUGUUUUGGAAACAAAAAAAAAAUUGAAAAAGCCUUAGCUGCUUUCCACCUAAGAAGUUUAUUCAAUGAAGAAAAUGUCCACUGGAGUUUAAAUAACUACACGAGUUUGGGUACAAGGGAUGACCUCAAGAUAGCCCAACUCUCCUUUUGUAGAAACGUCUCAAGUUGAACAACAAAAAAAGCUGUUGUAAAUUUCGUCUCAGGUGUAAAUAUCAAAGCCCUCUGUUACCAAGAGGGCUGACUACUCUGUGGGUGCAUGUGUGUCCCUGUGAUGGCAAUCAUUUUCGCUGCUGGCCUUCAGAGGAAUUAAGCAUCUGAUGGAGGUUUUUUACCUAUUUAUUCUCUGUUCACCCUGUGUCAAAAUUUAUAAAUAUAAAACAGGCAUUACUUAAAUGGUACUUCCUGUAAUUUGAUACUAUUUGGUGUAAUCAUCUUCAUUUUAAUAUUUGUGAUAUUGUUGUAAUGUUAACUGUGUUAAGUACCCAAGCUGCUUGUCUUCCACCAAAGAGUGCUUUAUUGACAAGACUCUGUAAAAACCACAUACAGAGACUGUUGUAUGCUGUGACACAAAGUAGCCGUAGGUGCACUGGUGUCCUAAAACUUGCAAGAGAAGAUCAGUAGUAGCUUUAAAAGACUUGGGAGGAGGAACUGGCCUCAGAGUUGGAAGGUUAUUGAAGUCAUUCCUUUUUCUGUCAUUUAGGAGCUAAAUUAUUUGGUUGCCUAGUUGUACAGAUUAAAAUUGUACUUACUUCUUUGCAUGGAAAACCCCCACACUUUUGGUGUUUCUCCUUGGAAACAGUAAUCUGAAACAAUGGUGGCUUAAAAAAAAAAACUUGCUGCUUUACUGGGGUCUUUCUCUGUACCAUUGUGGACUUUUUGGUAAUGUGAUCAGCCCAAGGCCAUUCAUACACCCUUUGAUUUCAGUGACACCGACUCAUGUCUGGAUUUCAGUGGUUUGUACAUAAGACACUCACUGUUGCCUUUGGUUAGGGACUCAGCUCUGUAGAGUGCCUUCUCCCCCUGCAGAAACACAGUAGAGUCUGUGAUGUAGUGAUCACAAACAAAGAGUGUUUGCUGCUAAAAAAAAAUGGGGUCCAUUAUAAAAGGGUACUUUUAAGUGAAUGAAUGGUUGUAGCUAUUGUUAACCACUAUUGCCCCAUCCUAGUUUGGAGAAUUGGAGGAUACGUUAUUGAAAGGCAAAAUGCCUUCACAUUACGAGAUGAAUGAAUCAAGUCAGUAGGUAAUUUCAUGUUUUUAAAGCUGUCUUUGAAACGAAACUAUGAGGAAUAGGAAGUGGUUUGCAUAAACAGAGUAAAGUGUGUCAGUGCAAAAGUAAUUGGAAGGCCCUGGCUCCACUUCCGUGCUUACACUCUGGAUAAUCGCGAGGUUGCCUCACUCUGAGGGACAGUGGAAGCCGCCGUUGUUUUGACCACACAAGCAGCACUUCCUUCCCCAUUAGACCACGUGGGGUCGGGUCAUGCUGGCUUUUACACCUUGGGGCCUAGAUCUCAGAAAAACAGUGGUUUUUCUAUCCAUGGAAAUUCAUAAACACAAAGACCAACUUGCCUGAUGGGAAGACUGCUUUCCAACGAGCUUUGGGUGGGAGGAGAAACAUUCUGUUUGCUAGAUUGUUCUGGGAGAGAAUGCUAGAUAUUCAGACUGCCCAGGCAUAAACAUUGAAUUCUCAGGGCAAAUUUUCUUCCCUUUACACUUUUAAAGGCCAUCUCCUGCAUAAAUAUAAUUCAGGUGGUUGUGAGAUUCAAAUUUCCAUCUGAACUGUGUUUGGUUUGGCUUUUUAUUAUGUCAGAACAAGUACAUGUGCUGUCCCCUCCCAACGAAUAAGCCAUUUGGUGGCUUGGCCAAGAGUAAAAAUUUGGACUUCAGUGUUAACCACAGUACUUAUUAUUCUACUAAUUGCCUUUUUGUGUUGGCUGCUCACGUUUCCAGCUAGAAGUGCUAUCACUGUGGCUCUCUCUAAAAAUCCUUGUGUUUACCAGGCUCAUUGCUGAAAUUAGUCAUAGGAAACUAGUCAUAAAGAGUCAUUUCCUGGAACACAGAAGGACACAGCAACAGUGUUAAACUUUGGAGGAUAUACCUAGAAUCUAGGAAGUCUGUGGAUCAGACUGAUGGAAAGCUCUUGCUAUGAAUAAGAGUGGACUCUUUCCCUACCACCCCCCAGCUGAAAAAUCAACACACCCAGAAUCUCCUAAGAUUCUAAUUUUAAGUUCUUGUUACAGGAAACCUUUUAGCAAUGGAAUGUGAAACAGCAUGUCAGGUGGAGAGAUUCCUUUUCCUUAAGAGACUUAGAUAGCUUUAAAAGUACACCCUGAUCAUUUCCAUUGCAGUGAAAAUUGGAAAUAUUUUUAGGUGCGCUUGAAGUUUUCUGAGCACUAAAAUCAUCAAAAGUGAGGGACAGCCCAAAGGAAGGGUGUCUGCAAAAAGGGGUACCAGGAAGUAUAGACAGGACUUCUAUUUUGUGUUUCUUAAAAACGAGGAAACUCAGUGACCUGUCAUGAAGAGGACCAGCCUGAGCAGUGCCUCACUGAGACAAGUAGCCUGAUUGUCAGGUAGCUGCUUCCUAGCGACAUGCUGCUCUUCCACUUUCCAGGAGAGUUCUGUCCCAAACUCGAUCCCCUUCCGAUCACCCGCCUUCCUCCUCCCUUGACCUCUUCCCCCUCUCAGGGGUGAUUUCUACCUCUUCUCGUGGGCCCAGACAAGUUUUAGAGGUGUUCCCCAGUGUUCUCACUCGACAAAGGUGUUUCCUUUGGGAGCCUGAUCCCUGGCGGGCAGGCUGUGCGGACCCCUCAGGCGUCUGGGUCGUGUUGUGCCAAGAGCUCUGGGAGCCUUUCCUUUGCUUGAAUCCGUGUUCAUGACACAUGAGCAGUGCGUUCCUUUGAUGUUUAUUCUAAAGUAGCUCUACUGCGUCUCUUUGUGCAUUUUUAAUUACUGCAUUUUGGAAAGCAGUGCUCAUCAAAAACAACUUUAAAAACCUAUUUUAAAUUCUUUCAGUUAUCUCUCACUAAAACUGCCUUGUGAGGUCAGCUGCUGCUCUUCUCUUUCUCCUAAAUCUUUGAGUAUUCUCCAUGCCACUAGGUGGGAGUGCUACAGGUGUGCUGAAAAGACUGGAUAGCUCACCAGUACUGGGUAGGAAGUUAUCUCCUCAGUUGCUUAGUAGAAUUAAAUGUCAGCAGGUGUGUCAUCUAAUUGCAGUACUGCAGUUUUAUAUUAAUAAUUUACAUACUUUAUCUAACCUGCCCUCAUGUACAGAUUUAUUAAAAGUUUUAAAAUGUAACUGAUUAAUCAGUAUCUGGUCAACUAUUGUCUUGAUUUUUUAAAUUAAAAUGUAUAUUUCUAAUCAUAUUUUAUAAAGCUGAGAGAACUGGUUGAAUGAAUGUUUAUUUUCCUGAAGGUAUUUUUAAGAUAAAGCUUCUUAAUGGUGUGUAAACUUUGCAUAUCUAUGUAGUUUGAUACAUGUUGUAUUUGAAAAAUCAUGUGUAUUGGAACUGGUUUUAUACAAAAUACUGAAUAGUGGAAAUUGUGUAAUUAUAAUCAUGUAAUUAAAAGUGUUAACCAGACAA
Molecule: messenger RNA, 5659 nt
Organism: Phyllostomus hastatus (greater spear-nosed bat)
Lineage: Eukaryota; Metazoa; Chordata; Mammalia; Chiroptera; Phyllostomidae
Gene: CDC14B
Product: cell division cycle 14B
Exons: 15
Coding region: 450-2012 (520 amino acids)
Biological process (GO): protein dephosphorylation; microtubule cytoskeleton organization; cilium assembly
Cellular component (GO): centrosome; nucleolus; mitotic spindle
Molecular function (GO): protein serine/threonine phosphatase activity; protein tyrosine/serine/threonine phosphatase activity
Source: RefSeq, a predicted model, not a curated record